AUGUAUGAUAUAGGUGACGACUUGAGCGUAAUACCUAUGUAUGGCAUGAAUGACGACGUGAGGACUGGAAGUUUAUUUAAAAAAAAAAUGGCGUCCAGUCGUCAACAUCAUACCGGAAAAGUGUCUAUUGAGUAUAAGCAGGAUUCGACAAAACGUGCUCAAAGUAAAUAUCGUCGGCGAGAAACAUUGAUUAAAAAGAUACAAGAAUUUUCUGAAAUUACCACCAUUGAAGCUACAGUGGUUUUUCGAGAUUCGGAGAAAUUAUAUGUCGAUGGUCCUGCUGAUGACAUGAAUGCUAGUGUUGAAAAUUUUUUAAAACGUCCAGAAAAGAAAUCAUCCUCUGCUCAAUAUGAAAUAAGCGAUUUGCGUUUAACAAAUCAAUGUUUACUGUGCAGCGAGAAGAAGAACAAAGAUGUCUUAUGUUGCGCAUUACCAAAAUGUGCAAAAGUUGUACAUACAACUUGCUUAGAUAUAGUUGAUGUAAAAGCAAAAGCAUUGGAUUGCAUAACUUGGAAGUGUCUCUCUCAUACUUAG
Messenger RNA from Didymodactylos carnosus, 534 nucleotides. Lineage: Eukaryota; Metazoa; Rotifera; Eurotatoria; Philodinida; Philodinidae. The record is from the annotation of a GenBank genome assembly.